Messenger RNA from Micromonas pusilla CCMP1545, 1286 nucleotides. RefSeq lists its product as uncharacterized. The record is from RefSeq and is a predicted model, not a curated record. Bases 1 to 1254 code for a protein of 417 amino acids. The transcript is spliced from 3 exons. Gene Ontology annotation, biological process: pseudouridine synthesis. Gene Ontology annotation, molecular function: pseudouridine synthase activity; RNA binding. NCBI's taxonomy places the organism in Eukaryota, Viridiplantae, Chlorophyta, Mamiellophyceae, Mamiellales, Mamiellaceae.
AUGCGCCUCGCCGCGCGGGGUUCCGUCGGCGUCGCGUCCCUGGCGCGCGCGUGGGCGAGGCGACACGCGGCGCCCGCGGCCCUCCUCCACCACCGCCCGCCGCCGCCGCCGCGUCGUCGUCAUCACCACGCGCGCUGGCGCUCGUCCGUCAGCGCGGCGGGCGCGUCCGGCGGCGCCGCGGCGGACGCGCCUCCGUCCUCCUCCUCAUCCUCCUUCGAGGUCGUCGCGCCGAUCGACGUCCCGAAGCCCACUCCCGCGCGCCUCGACGCGUACAUCGCGACGCACGCGCCGCCGUCCGAGGGCGGCGGCGGCAUCACGCGCGCGCGCGUCGUCGCAUCCAUCAAGGCUGGACUCGUUGACGUCAACGGCGUCGUCGCGCGGAAGGCGUCGGAGCGCGUCUCCCCCGGUGACGUCAUCCGCGUCGCGCUGAAACCGACGCCCCCGACGGAGGCGGCGCCGGAGGACAUCCCGCUGGACGUGAAGUACGAGGACGAGCACGUGCUCGUGGUGAACAAGCCGGCUGGGAUGGUCGUGCACCCGGCGCCGGGGCACUCGAGCGGGACGCUCGUCAACGCGGUGUUGUUUCGAUGCGGCUGCCCCGCGAUGCGCGUCGCCAGCGGGAACGCAAACACCGCGGACGGCGUCGCGCGCCCCGGGAUCGUCCACCGCCUCGACAAGGGCACGAGCGGGCUCAUCGUCGUCGCGAAGAACGAAGCCGCGCACGCGUCGCUGUGCGAGCAGUUCGCGACGCGCGUCGUGCGACGCCGCUACCUCGCCAUCUGCCUCGGGUCGCCAGAGCAGGGCGAGGGACGCGUCGACGCGCCCAUCGGGCGGGACCCGAGGGACCGGCUGAAGAUGGCCGUCGUCAGGCGCAGCCGAGGCGGGAGACGCGCGGCGAGCAACUACAAGGUUCGAGCGUCGCUCGCGCGCGGGAACGCGUCGCUCGUGGAGUGGCGGCUCGAGACGGGGCGGACACACCAGAUACGCGUCCACGCGCGAGAGAUCGGGAUCCCGAUCUUAGGAGACGAGACGUACGGCGGCGCCGGGAACGGCGCGGAGGAGAGGCUGCGGUCGAAGGGCGCGAUGACGCCGGCGGAGGCGAAGCGCGUCGCGAAGAUAUCGCGUCGGCCGAUGCUGCACGCGCAGACGCUGGGGUUCAGACAUCCGCGCACGGGGGAGGAGAUGGACUUCAAGGCGGAGCCGCCGGAGGAUUUCGCGGAGGUGUUCGAAGCGCUGCGCGACGCGAGCGCGUGAUCACUAAUUACAGUCACAAGAAUUAAUAAGUU